This is a messenger RNA of Folsomia candida, 3037 nucleotides long. RefSeq lists its product as uncharacterized. The record is from RefSeq and is a predicted model, not a curated record. The transcript has 2 exons. Lineage: Eukaryota; Metazoa; Arthropoda; Collembola; Entomobryomorpha; Isotomidae. The coding region runs from base 451 to 2889 and encodes 812 amino acids.
CCCCCGACAGCGCAUGGGCGAGGGAAAGGUGCGCGGUGCAAAAUUGAAGAUGCGGAAUCUAGACUUGUAAAAUAUUUUAAAAGUGGAACGCCAUUGCAGUCAAUUUUAGAUACUUGGGAUUCGGAUAUCAGUCAACCCACUUUGGUGUACUUGGGCGACGAUAAAACAAAUCCGUCGACAUUUUUCAUCAUUUGUGACAAGUUGGCCCUUCCGCUGAAUGCCAGUAAUUCUACAGAGGCCAUCGACUCUCUUUUUAAGGCUCAUUAUGUGAUCGGGACAAAAUACGACCAAAAUUUGGAUGGAUUAUGGAAGUUUAUGCAAAUUCACGUCUUCCAAUUAGACAUUCAAAACACAACUCUUCCGCGCAAAGCAAAACAAGUCCUCCAACAACUUUCAAGCCUUUCGGAAAGCAAUUGACCAGUAAUUUUAAUAAUAUAAAUUUCGGUAAAAAUGUAUUAUUGUUCUGAGUGCAGAAAUACGUUUACUCGGGUAGAAGAUAUUAUUGUUCAUACAAAAUACAUUCAUAAUAUAGGUAGUGCAAAUUUUAGGAAAAGCUUUUGCCCCUUCAUAAAUUGUUCCGUUCAACUUAGUUCUUGGAGUGGUUAUCUUAGGCAUUUAAAAUCACACGAUGUCUCGACCGCAAUUAAUGUUAGUGAAGUAAUUAAUGCGGUAGUUAGUCACGAAGCAUUGGAAUCUCUUCCGACGAAUAAUAAUAAUAAGUUGGAUGAAGACGAAGUAGUAGAAGAUAUCUCAGUUGAACUAGGCAUUCAAAUUAUGUCGGAUAUUUUAAGUAGCUUUUGUUCCUCACUUUUAGCAAAGGGUGUAACAAACACAACAGUAGAUUUUGUAGUUCAGGAAUUACAAUUUAGUUUUACACAAGUAAUUAGUUUAGUCCUAAAAUUAGGGAAGAAGUUUUGUAAGGAUGAUUUUGAAUUCUUCAGUUGUCAAACUAAAGGUUUAAUGCAAGCUUUUGCCACAAUUAAAUCUUCAUAUCAAAGACAAAAAAUGUUUGAGAAAACGGCCAGACCAAUCUUACCCAGAGAACUGUCAUUAGGUAGUAGAACUGAAUUGAGAGUGAAAAAUAACAAACGACAACAAGUAAUUGUUCCCGAUACAUUCAUGUAUGUCCCAUUGCUCAAAACUUUAGAAUCCAUUGUAAAUUCCCCAAAAUAUUCAAAGUUUUUUAUAAAUUAUAAUUCCAAUUCGCAUGAGGUAAAUGUUUACAAAAAUUUUAGCGAUUCUAAGUCCUUCAAAAAUAAUAUUCUCUUCUCCAAAUUUCCUAAUUCGAUUCAAAUUCAAUUAUUCUACGAUGACUUCGAAACAGUAAAUCCAUUGGGGUCGAAGCGUGGUGUACAUAAAAUUGGGGGAAUUUAUUUCACAAUAAGAAACUUCCCGGACUAUAUAAAUUCCAAAUUAAGUCAAAUUCAUUUGUUGGCUCUUUUUUAUACUGAAGAUGCUAAAAAAUAUGGAAUGAACGCUAUUCUUAAAUAUUUAAUUCCGGAUAUCAAGUUACUAGAAAGCAGUGGGAUAAAAGUGAAUGGGUCUGAAACAAUUUACGGAACGAUUUCUAGUUUAUCUUGUGAUAAUUUGGGGAUGAACUCUUUAUUAGGUUUUUCAGAAUCUUUUAACUCGCAUUAUUAUUGUAGAAUAUGUUGCACGUCGAAGACGGAGGCACAAGAGGUGUUUGAUCACAAUUUGAUGCACAUUCGGAGUAGACCUGAUUACGAACAACAUUUGAGACAAAACAAAUUUGGGGUUCAAUCCGAAUGUGCAUUGAAUGAGCUGCAAUAUUUCGAUUUUUUAAAUUCCCCAUCAGUGGAUAUUAUGCACGAUUUAUUAGAAGGGGUUGUGCCAUUUGAGAUCAAGAUUGUGUUGCAAAAACUCAUAUCUUUAGGCUGCUUUAGCUUAGAAAUUGUAAAUCAGCGACUUAUGGCCCAUAACUAUGGAUAUUUAGAAUCCAAAAAUCGACCAAAUCCAAUUCGCUUAGAUAGCACCGGACACAAAAUUGGUCAAAAGGCGGCACAGGCGUGGUGCUUAAUAAGGCAUUUACCAGUAAUUCUGGCUGAUCUAAUCGUUAGUGAGGAAGGAAGUAAAUAUUGGGAGCUUAUUAUUCAACUUUUAGAAAUAAUGAGUCUAACGUUUUGUAGGAAAUUUUCAUCUUCUAGUUUACAAAUUCUCGACCAGAAAGUAAUGACACACCACAAAUUGUUUCGUUUUUUGUUUCCACAUGAACGACUAAUUCCGAAACAUCAUUUCAUGUGCCACUACUCUCAUGUAAUUAGACAAACUGGGCCAUUAAUAUCUCUUUGGACAAUGAGAUAUGAAGCAAAGCACAAUUAUUUUGCACAAUUAGCUGCACAUAUUAAAAACUUCAGAAAUAUUUGUUACUCUCUAGCAUUUAGGCAUCAACAAUACAGCGCAUUUAUGAUGCAGUCCUCCGAAUCAAGCGAUAGUCUUAAAACUGAUCAUAUAUUUAUUGUCAAUCUUAGUAAUUUUGUCGAUUCAUUCGAUUUAAUUGAGAGUUUAAGAUUAUUUGACUGUUAUCAAAAUUGUGACGGAGAAACACAAAUCUAUACAACCAACCAGAUUUGGUAUCGAGGGUAUAAUUAUAAGACGGGGUUUGUAGUUUGUUAUGAAAUGGGUAACGUAUUUCCAAAAUUUGGAAUUAUUAAUGAGUUUCUUUUGCCUAACGAUAAAACUUGUUAUUUGCUUCUUAAGGAACUAGAUGUGGAGUAUUUUGAUCGCCAUUAUUUUGCGUUUAAAGUAAAACAUAAAAUUGAUAUAUUCAAAGUUAUUUCAAUUACAGAUUUAGUGGUUCAUGACUGUUUUGAAAUUCAAAGAAAUUGUAGCAAUGAAUCGUUAUAUUUAGUUCUUAGACAUCAUUUAUAAUUUACACGAGUUGAAUGUAUAUUACAAAAUUUCGAGUUUUUAAUUAUAUUGCAUAAUGUAUUAUUAAUUCGAACAUGUCAUUGGUAAAUUUAAGUUAGUACACUUUAAUCGUUGUAAAAUAAUUAAUUUUGUCAUCAGUAAAUAAAUA